Molecule: messenger RNA, 949 nt
Organism: Serinus canaria (Common canary)
Lineage: Eukaryota; Metazoa; Chordata; Aves; Passeriformes; Fringillidae
Gene: MEOX1
Product: mesenchyme homeobox 1
Exons: 3
Coding region: 1-723 (240 amino acids)
Biological process (GO): positive regulation of transcription by RNA polymerase II
Cellular component (GO): nucleus
Molecular function (GO): DNA-binding transcription factor activity, RNA polymerase II-specific; RNA polymerase II cis-regulatory region sequence-specific DNA binding
Source: RefSeq, a predicted model, not a curated record
AUGGAUCCCAGCAGCAGCAGCUGCAUGAGCAGCCCACAGCCUCCCCCCCUGCUCUGGGGCUGUGUCAGGAGCUCCCACCCCGACCUGAGCACAGCUCCAGGGCUCAGCCACUACCCAGCAGCACCAUUCUCCUUCCAGCAAAAAGCAGAUUUUGCUGCUUGCUCUGAUUUCUCAGCCUCCUGCCUGGUGCCAGCUCCCCACAGCUUCCCUCAGGAGCAGCACCCCUCCUUCCAGCACCCUGAGUGGCACCUGGCAGCACCUGAGGCCACGAGAGGAGCAAAUCCAGGGCUGGCCUUGGCUUCUGGAGAGUCAGAGGGCAGCAGCCCCAGCCUCGUGAGUGUGGCUGUGGAUGAAGAUGAUGAGGCACCAGCAAAUCCUACAAGUGACUCUGAGAAAAAACCAUCCAGAAGGAAAAAGGAAAGCUCAGAGAACCAGAACUCGAGCAAUAAGGCAGAAAGCAGCAGCAAGUCAAGGAAGGAAAGGACAGCUUUCACCAAGGAGCAGCUGAGGGAGCUGGAAGCUGAAUUUGCCCACCACAACUACUUGACAAGGCUCAGGAGAUACGAGAUAGCUGUGAACCUGGAUCUCACCGAAAGACAAGUCAAAGUAUGGUUUCAAAACAGAAGAAUGAAGUGGAAACGUGUUAAAGGUGGGCAGGCAGUGCCCCCACACGAACAUGACACAGAGGAUGUGGACUCUGCUGCCUCCCCCAGCUCUGAGUAAUCCCUGCAGCAAUAGGAGAGGAGCUGGGAGAAAUCAUUGAUUGGAAUGUGCUUGCAACUGCUUAGAAUCAGCUACACAAUGAGACCACAGUCUUUAAAAGGUGAUGAUGCUUGAGGUUACAGAGGCAAUUAAAGAGCACAGGAGGGGAAAAGCCAAAGGACAGCAUGGUUUUGAUUUUUGUCUCUCAAACUGUCUUACUACCACAGAUGUGUCUACAGAAAAAAAC